Messenger RNA from Pseudocercospora fijiensis CIRAD86, 570 nucleotides. RefSeq lists its product as uncharacterized. Gene Ontology annotation, molecular function: GDP binding; GTPase activity; GTP binding. Gene Ontology annotation, biological process: signal transduction. The record is from RefSeq and is a predicted model, not a curated record. The transcript is spliced from 2 exons. The annotation marks the transcript as partial. Gene Ontology annotation, cellular component: plasma membrane. NCBI's taxonomy places the organism in Eukaryota, Fungi, Ascomycota, Dothideomycetes, Mycosphaerellales, Mycosphaerellaceae.
GGAAAGAUGACCCUUUACAAGCUGGUAGUGCUUGGUGAUGGAGGAGUGGGAAAAACGGCUUUGACGAUCCAACUCUGCUUGAACCACUUCGUCGAGACGUACGACCCCACCAUCGAAGACUCCUACCGAAAGCAAGUCCAAAUCGACGGCCAAUCUUGUAUGCUGGAGGUGCUGGAUACUGCUGGUCAAGAAGAGUACACUGCACUUCGGGAUCAAUGGAUAAGAGACGGCGAGGGUUUCAUACUGGUCUACAGCAUAUCUUCGCGAUCGUCUUUUACCAGAAUACAGAAGUUCCAUCACCAGAUCCAACGAGUGAAAGAGUCUGCUGCAGCAGGUUCGCCUACAUACCCAGGCUCACCCUUGUCCCUGACCAUGGGCUACUCUGGACCAGCACCGAUCAUGCUGGUCGGCAACAAAUGCGACCGAGUCACAGAGCGAGAAGUAUCCACACAAGAAGGCCUCGCGCUCGCAAAGCAAUUAAACUGCGAAUUUGUCGAAGCAUCGGCUAAAAACUGCGUCAAUGUCGAAAAGGCAUUUUACGACGUGGUGCGCCAAUUGCGGAGACAAAGA